Molecule: messenger RNA, 4316 nt
Organism: Sipha flava (yellow sugarcane aphid)
Lineage: Eukaryota; Metazoa; Arthropoda; Insecta; Hemiptera; Aphididae
Source: RefSeq, a predicted model, not a curated record
GUGUGCGAUGUGUGGCUCAUACCUUACAAUUGGCCGUGAUAGACAGUUUGAAAGAUGGUGGAAUUGAAAAAAUAUUAAAUUAAGUUCGCACAUUAGUUAAAAAACUAAGAAACCAAACAUAUAUUGUGAUAACACUCAUGUUAUCAAAAGCUGUGACGGGUCAACCGUUUAAGAGGUUAGAAUACGAUUAGUAAUAACAUGAUUUAAAAGUACACUACGUUGUUAUAAAUAAUAAAAGUUUUACUGUAAAAGUGCAAUUUAAAUAGUUUUAGUUUAUUCUCAAUAAUAAUAAAUACAUCCAGGAGUCAUAUGUAAUAAAACAUGGCGCAGUCGUAGAAGAAUAAUAUAACAAAACCACGAUUGAAACGGAUAAAGACAAAAUGGAGUACCGUACACCUCAUGAAUUAUCCUUUAGUGGUAAUGUUGCACAAAACUGGAAAGAGUGAUAUCAACAAUUGAAUAUUUAUUUAAUAGCAUCUAAUAAAGAUGAAGAGAAUGACUUAAGAAAAAUUAAUAUCUUAUUGAAUUUAAUUGGUCCACAAGGAGUUAAGAUUUAUAAUAACUUUAAAAAGAAAGAAAAAACUAAUUUUGACACGGUAGUUCAAGCAUUCAACCAAUACUGUGAACCAAGAAAGAAUAUAAUAUUUCAAAGAUAUAAGUUUGGAUGUUGUAUACAGCAAGAGGGCCAAAGCUUUGAUGAUUUUCUCACUGAAUUAAAAACACUAGCUGCUACUUGUGAAUACAAAGAAGAGGAUAACAUGAUACGAGACAGAAUAGUGUUUGGCGUUAAAGAUCCAGAAAUCAAAGACAAGCUACUAACUAUAAGUAAUCUGACGAUGGACAAGGCGGAGGAAAUAUGUAAAACCACAGAGGCAACUAAACAAGAACUGCAAGAAAUGGCAACAUCAACAGAAGUACAUAUGGUAAAAAUGAAGAGUACAGUUAAUGAUAAAGGUAAGAAUUUAACUAAGACUAAUAAUAAUAAAUAUGUUAAAAAUAAAAAUGUAAAGGGAGUAUAUAAGAAAAGUGACGGUGAUAAAAAUAAUGAGUAUAACUGUAAGAAGUGUGGUAGGAAACAUAAACCUAGAGAGUGUUUUGCAUUUGGUAAAAUGUGUGGUAUACGUAAAAAAAUGAACCAUUUUGCUGUAGGAUGUAAGAACAAAAACAAAGAAGAGAAAAAAGAGGUCCAUGAAACGCAUUAUGGUGAGGAGGAGAUGUUUCAAAUCGAUACAAUAUAUAAUGUGCAUCAGAUUAAUAGUAGUUGGACAAAAACAUUAAGAGUGAUUAAUAAGAAUAUAACAUUUAAAUUAGAUUCAGGAAGUGACGUUAACAUUAUUCCGUGGGAACAUUUCAAGGAAAUUAAACCACAACCACAAUUAAAAUCUAAUAAAUGUAAUGUUGAGUCGUAUGGAGGUCAUAAGAUAGAGAACCUAGGAAAAUGUCAAAUAAAAUGUAUGAUAAGUCCUGAAUGUAUAGAUAAUGUUGAGUUUUUGAUAUUAAAACCGAGUCAACUGCAUAAGUGUAAAAAUAUUAUUCCUAUAUUAGGUUUAGAAUCAUGUGUAAAAUAUGAUUUGAUAAAAAGAGUUGACAUGAUAUGUUCAGAAAAGGAAUUAUUCAUAAAAAAUAAUCUUGAUGUUUUUACUGGACUAGGUAAGUUUCCUGAAUUGUAUGAAAUACAGCUUAAAGAUAACGCUGAACCACAACCAGCACCUUAUAGGAGAGUACCACAUACAGUAGUAGAUAGGUUAAAAAUUAAGUUAAAAGAAUUAUUAGAAAAAGGUAUUGUGUCUUAUGUUGACAAGCCAACUGACUGGUUAAACAACAUAGUUAUUAUUGAAAAGCCAGACAAAAGUCUAAGAUUGUGUCUAGACCCUCAACAUUUAAACAAAAAUAUUGUAGAAGAAAAUUAUCCCAUUCCAACGUUAGAUGAAAUAACUCCAAGGUUAUUAAAUAAAAAUUUUUAUACAGUUCUGGAUCUUAAGGAUGGAUUUUGGCAAAUUGAACUUACGAACUCAUGUAAUAACUUAUGCUCAUUUCCAAGCCCAUUAGGUACUCUUAAAUUUAAUAAAUUACCAUUUGGCAUUAAAACUGCACCAAUGGUUUUUCAAAAAUAUAAUAUAAAAUAUUUUGGUGAUAUUCAAGGGUUAACAAUUUAUUUUGAUGACUUCAUUAUAGCAGCAGAUAAUAAAGAAGAGCAUGAUAAAAUUUUACAGCAAGUUAUUGACCGUGCUAGAAAACACAAUAUUAAAUUUAAUCAGAAAAAAGUUCAGUAUUGCCAGAAUAAGGUAAAAUUUUUAGGACUAUUAUUUAAUAAUAAGGGUAUGUCUAUUGAUGCAGAUAGGACAGAGGCAAUAAAAUCCCUUAAAGAACCAACUUCUAAAAAAGAACUUCAAAGGUUUUAUUAAUCAACUUGGUUUUAUUAAUUAUGUUAGGAAAUUUGUUCCAAAUCUAGCAGAAAUCAAAUCCGCUAAGAAACUUAUUAAAAAAAGACGUUGAAUGGCACUGGAAUGAAAUACACACACAAUCACUGAAUAAAAUUAAAGAUAAAUUAAUGAGUGCCCCAGUUUUAGCUGCAUUUGAUGAUAAUAAAAAAAUAGUUAUACAAACAGAUAGCUCACAAUCGGGUGUAGGGUGUUGCUUAAUGCAAGACAAUAAACCAAUCUCAUAUGCAUCACGUAGCUUAACCGAAACUGAGAAACAGUGGGCUCAAAUUGAAAAAAAAAUGAAUGCAAUAUUAUAUGCUUGUACAAAAUUUCAUAAUUUCAUCUAUGGUAGACGGAUAACGGUACAUACUGAUCAUAAACCAAUUGUUUCUAUCAUGAAUAAAGAAUAUAAUAAAAUUAAGAAUAAUAGGCUAAAAAGAAUAAAAACGAAGUUAGCUAUAUAUGACUUAGAAGUUAAGUAUCUUCCAGGGAAACAAAUGCACAUUGCAGAUUAUCUAAGUAGAGACUAUAUUAUUAAAAAUAUAAAAGAUGAUGUUUCAAUUAAUGAUGUUGUACAUAGUAUUAAUUCAGAAAAAAUACAGUUUAGCGAUGAAAAACUGUUACAAUUUCAAAAGGAGACUAUAAAUGAUCCCUGUCUGAAUAAAGUAAAACUAUAUUACAAUAACAAUUGGCCUAAUGAUAAAACUAAAUUACCAUUUAAAGGUAAACUAUAUAAUUUUUGGAAACUUAGAAAUGAUAUAACAGUAAACAAUAAUUUGAUUUAUAUUGAUGCCAGAUUAAUUGUACCUUUUAAAUUAAGACCAUUCAUAUUAGAAUUACUUCAUGAAACCCACAUAGGUAUGACUAAAACCAUUAAAAGAGCCAGGUCUUAUUAUUAUUGGCCUAAUAUGGCAAAUGACAUAGAAAGUUUUAUAAGUAAGUGUUCAUUAUGUGCCAGGUAUCAAAAUAAAAAAUUUAAAGAACCUUUAUUAAAUCAUUCAAUUCCUGAUAAACCAUUUAUUAAAAUAGGAGUAGAUAUUGGUGAAUAUGGUGGCGUGUCAUAUUUAAUAAUAAAUGAUUAUUACUCGAAGUGGCUAGAUAUCAAAAAACUAAGUAGUAAAUCAGCAGAUUCAAUAAUUAAAAUUUUAAAAAAUGUAUUUAGUUAUUUUGGAAUCCCCAAAUUAUGUGUUUCUGAUAAUGUACCAUUCAAUAGCAAGCAAUUUUUAGAUUUUGCUAAGGAAUGGAAAUUCAAAGUAAUAACAACAAGUCCCAAUUAUGCCCAAAGUAAUGAGUUCGCGGAGAAAAGUGUAGGGAUUGCAAAAACUAUGCUUAAAAAAUCUAUAUUAACAGGUAAAGAUAUAGAUCUUUAUUUAUUAGACUAUAGAAGUACACCAGUUGCAGGUCUUGAGUACACACCUUCAGAGUUACUUAUGAGUAGAAAGAUUAGAACAAAGUUGCCUAUUAAUGAGAAAUUACUUUACCCUCAAAUUCCUAUUGAUGCUUAUGCGAAAAUGUUAGCACAACAAAAUAUACAAAAAUGUCAGUAUGACAAAAAUGUGAGAAUUAAAGAAAACAAAUUUGCAGUAAAUGACUCGAUUCUAUAUUUAAAAGACAAUGUGUGGGAAAAAGGUACCAUUAUAAAAAAGUGUGAAGAACCUAGAUCAUUCAUAAUUAAGAACGAAAAUAACAAGCUAUUUAGGAGAACAUCUAGACAUGUAAGGUAUGAUAAUGGAAAAAUAGAGGAGAGAGAGAAUCUUGAAUGUGAAAGAGAAAGAAGGAAGGAGAUUGGAAAUAAAAAUAAAGAAACUGUAAUAAGUAAAGUAAGUAGGAAGGGUAGAAUUAUAAGAAAACCACAUAGAUAUAUGUAAAAUGUAAUUAAAAAAAAAAAAAAAA